Linderina pennispora is the source of this 2289-nucleotide messenger RNA. RefSeq lists its product as uncharacterized. The record is from RefSeq and is a predicted model, not a curated record. The transcript is spliced from 2 exons. Bases 1 to 2289 code for a protein of 762 amino acids. Lineage: Eukaryota; Fungi; Kickxellomycota; Kickxellomycetes; Kickxellales; Kickxellaceae.
AUGGCUAUCGGAGGAAACAACCCAAUCCCGUCGGUCGACGCAGCCAGCACGUUUAUGCUACAGUAUGGGCAGUUCGAAGCCACACACAAGCAGCAGCUCGAGUCAGUCGGGCUUGCGAAGCCGCUGUGGCAGGCUCUCUACCGCAAGCUGACGCAGGAGUCGUUUGAUCUGGGCGACUAUGUGGUGCUCUAUGGGUCUGAGCGCAACACCACAGAUGCCAGCAAGCCGCGCGGCAUCACCGAGCACAAGCUGUGCCUGAAGGGGGCCAAGCUGGGUGCAGAGAGCAACGUGUUUCUGGUGGACCACGCCUGGACCACCACCAUUGAUGCAGCGAUCAUGCAGCUGAACAGCAAUCCAUACCUGCUCGAACGCAUGGAGUCGCUGACAGGCAUCCGGUAUGUGCCGCCAAAGAAGGUCGGCCUUGACACAGUAACGGAUGAGGAGAUUGAGCAGAACGUGCCAAUUGUAGUGGCACAGGCUAAUGUCAGCGAGGAGCGGGCGCGCGAGCUGCUGGUGAGCAGCAAUGGCAAUUUGAUUGAGGCGAUCAUGGCGGCUGAGGACGAGGCCAGCGGCAAUGACAAGGUGCAGCAGGCGCUGCAUGAGAAGAUCAUGGGCAAUAUGGCCAACCAGGGUGACGGCGAGCCCGAGACUGCAUGGCGGACGCGCGAUUACUCUUGCACCCAGUAUGCGCUGGGCGACGACAAGCAGGCCAUUGACGCAAUCGAUCUGCGUGUUGACAUCGGAGCCGGCGUAGCCAGCAAGGACGUGAAGUGUGAGUUCGCACCGAAGCACCUGAAGGUGUCUGUCAUGGGUCAGGUGGUUAUUGACGGCGAGCUGUACGCCAGCAUCGACGCAAAGGAAGCGACGUGGACACUGGAGGGCGGCGUCCUGACGGUGUCGCUGGUCAAGGCUAAGGCUGAGGUCUGGCCCGAAGCCAUCGCUGGCGAGGAGCACAUUGACGAGAAGGAGCACAGCAAGCACAUCCAGCGUGUCUUUGGUGCACUGUGGCGGCACUUCCAAGGAUACGAGUUUUUGCGGCAGGCUGCCGAUGGAUCGCUGGAGAACCAGACCAACUGGUACAUCCAAGACGAGGUUGGGCUGUCGAUCCAGCACUCGGAUACACCCAAUGUCGCGUGCGCGCCGUUCCUGUAUGUGACGCCGCAGGGCCAGAUGGUGCCGUAUAGUAUUAUGUGGCCCACCAGCGAGAUCAGGCAGGACGAGUCGCUGACGCGUGACUAUUGCCCAGCAUGGCUCAAGGACGCCGACCAGCGCCAGGGGUACCUCCACGCAAUCUUCCAGGGCCCGACGCAGUUUGCGCUGGAUGCCUAUGAGAAGAUGUGCGAUGGCUGGCAGGCCACAGCCAAGACAGCGACGCGUGCCACCCUGGCCAGCCAGCCGGUGGCUGCGCAUACAGUCAGCAAUGUGCUUGUGAGCGGUGCGACGCCCGAAGUCACCCAGGCUCUUGAGAAGCAAGGGCUGCGGCUGGUGGACCAGGCCAGCGAGGCAGACCUGGUGUUUGACGAUGUCGCGCAGACCAGCCAAGCGUCGAACCACCACCCGCUCAACAGCGUGUUCUUCUCGAGCCAGAGCACGGUCUUUGCGUUCCAGAAUGUUGUUGGCGCGCAGUCGUGGCUGCGCACCGGCUUCCUCUUGAGGUCGCAGCUGACAGAAUUCACUGGUGCAGCACUGAUGGAUCCGCACAGCUGGUGGGUGCUGACCAACGACACCACGGUGCCCAAUGUCAAGGCGCAGAGGAUCCUGACCAAUAACCCGACCACGGUGGUGCGCCAUGCGGAUGUCGGGUACUCGACGGCGUUGCAGUGUGUUCCGUCGGUGGUCAGCCCGGAUGAGCUCCACGUGUGCACGCGCUUGGCGCUGCUGACGCCUGAUGAUGGGCUGUAUCUGUGGACGCCGCAGAUGUGGGUGCACAAGCUCCGGGUGCAGAUGCGUGAGGACAAGAUGGAGCCGUACCAGGUGCUGCCUGACGAGAUCGAGGUGCCAUACAGCGAGUUUAAGCAGGCCAUGGGCGGUAGGUUUGGCGCUGAGCUGCUGCCUGAGCUCGAGUGCAAGGUCGACGAUAUCGUUGCUGAUAUCGUGCGUAUCAUGCUGGGCUUCGAUGGCAGCGAUGGCCGCAACUUUGGCAUCUUCAGCUUCCGCUUCUCGUUUGGCAAGGGCGUCGACGGCGUGGCUCCGUAUCUGCAGGAUGUCGAGCCGGUGUCUAUCAGCGACCAUCUGUCGGCCGACGCUGAGCUGCUGCCCAAAAAGUGGAAGCAGGCCCGAGCUGCCUAG